AUUCAAUUCAAUACCUUCUUUUAAAAAAAAAAACCACAUCCCCACAUCCCCACAUCCCCUCGUUCCCAUUCCAAUUCACUCACUCUCUUUCGCAAUACUAAAACCGCUAACCGGAGAUGUACGGGCAAAGUACCUACGAAUCAGAUUUGGCCCUUUUGGAUUCUAUUCGCCGCCACUUGCUGGGCGAGUCCGAAUCCAUAUUCGGAGCCCCGACGAGUGUUUCCGGUAACGCCCGUGUCUACUCUCGGAGCUCCAGUUUCAGCAGCUUGUACUCGUGUUUGAGUGAUAAUUGGGGCGAACUUCCGCUAAAAGAGGACGAUUCCGAAGACAUGGUGCUCUACGGCGUGCUCCGUGACGCCGUUAACGUUGGCUGGGUCCCAUCUCUCGAUGCCCGGUCACCCGAAAGCAUUUCGUCGGAUUUUCCUGCCGAGAUUGCGGUUAAAUCCGAGCCUGAUGUGAUGCCGCCGGCGAACAGUCCCCCAGCGGUUGUGCCCGUGAUUUUGCCGGAGAAGAAGGUUUCUCCAGCGAAGGGGAAGCACUACCGCGGCGUGCGGCAACGGCCGUGGGGGAAGUUCGCGGCGGAAAUUCGGGACCCGGCGAAGAACGGUGCUAGGGUUUGGCUUGGAACGUUUGAGACCGCUGAGGAUGCUGCGUUGGCUUACGAUCGUGCCGCGUACCGGAUGCGAGGGUCGAGGGCGUUGCUGAAUUUUCCGCUUCGGGUUAACUCCGGCGAACCCGACCCGGUUAGGGUUACGUCGAAACGGUCUUCGCCGGAGCGUUCGUCUUCGUCGGAGAGUGGGUCGUCGGCGAAGAGGAAGAAAGUGGGGGUGACGGGUCAGGGGCAAGUGGGAAGUCAAGUGGCGGAGUGUACACGUGGCGAACAGUUAUUGGUUAGUUGAUGCAUAGUGCAAAGACAAGAGCCAAUGUGGUUCUGUACUUGAGAAAUUUUAGGGGAACCAAUACUGUUGUGUUUAUUAAAUACACUUUGUAAUUAUCUGAGAGAUGCGUGUGUGGCACUUACCUACCAUCCAAGCCAAUUUUGGAAGCAAGAAUAAAAGUGGAAGAUGAAAGAGAAAAUUUUAAAAGAGAGAGGA
Molecule: messenger RNA, 1094 nt
Organism: Abrus precatorius (Indian licorice)
Lineage: Eukaryota; Viridiplantae; Streptophyta; Magnoliopsida; Fabales; Fabaceae
Product: ethylene-responsive transcription factor 1A-like
Exons: 2
Coding region: 117-899 (260 amino acids)
Biological process (GO): ethylene-activated signaling pathway; regulation of DNA-templated transcription
Molecular function (GO): DNA binding; DNA-binding transcription factor activity
Source: RefSeq, a predicted model, not a curated record